Messenger RNA from Didymodactylos carnosus, 1299 nucleotides. The record is from the annotation of a GenBank genome assembly. NCBI's taxonomy places the organism in Eukaryota, Metazoa, Rotifera, Eurotatoria, Philodinida, Philodinidae.
AUGCUUUUGAAUAAAACAAGUAUUUUUAAACAAACGUUAUUAAAAUCUAUUGUUGAUUAUGUACGACAAUCAAAUGAAAAGCUGCCACCGGAGUGUGACCAUGUACUUUCGGAACAAUUAAUACCAACAUUGGAUGAAAAGCAUUGUGAAUUAAUGUCAGUAAUUGAAAAUCGUUCAAAUGAGAUAACAACAACUGAAGUAGCCUACGAACGUGAAACAACAAAACUUAGCGAAGACACUGUAUAUUCAACGCAGUUGUCACCUGACGGUUUAUGUCUAUUAACAAAUAGUGAUGAUAAAACUCUACGUUUAUUUGAAAUACCAACAAAUAAUCUCAAUGAGAAUAAUCAUCAACAAUUUAAUGAUUUAGAUGCUGUUUUAAAAUUAAGAGAACCGGAAUUAAUUUACGAUUUCGUGUGGUAUCCACGUAUGAAUUCGACUGAUCCUGACUCGUGUUGUAUAUUUAGCACAUGUGGUGAUAAUCCCGUACAUUUAUUUGAUGCCUACACGGGCAUUGUUCGUUGUUCAUACAAGGCUUAUGAUCACUUGGAUGAAUUAAUUGCAGCGCACUGUAUCGCAUUUGAACCAGAUGGAUUCAAAAUGUUUUGUGGCUAUAAUAAAUCAAUACGUAUAUUCGACAUUAAUAGACCAGGACAAUGUAUUGAGGAGCGAAAAACGGCUGAACGCACAAGUUCUGUUAAACAAACUGGAAUUAUAUCGUGUAUUGAUUUUAGUCAAGAAUUUCGAGGUUUAUAUGCGGCAGGCUCAUAUAAUAAAAGCAUUGGUGUUUAUUUCGAAGCUAAAGGCGAUCCGCUGUGUAUUUUACAUGGACACAAUGGUGGAAUUACACAUAUUCGUUUUUCUCCUGAUGGAAAUCGUUUGUAUACGGGUGCAAGAAAAGAUAAUAUGAUAUUAUGUUGGGAUAUUCGAAAUCCUGGCGAAUUAUUGGCUACCUACGAACGUGUUGUAUCAACAAAUCAAAGAAUUUAUUUUGAUUUUGAUCCAACCUUCUCAACACUUGUGUCGGGAAGUUCGACUGGACAAGUAUCCAUAUGGGAUUUGAAACAAGAGUUUGUAUUACCUAAAAUGAAUUUUAUAGCCCACAAUGAUUGCACAAAUGGUAUUAGUAUUCAUCCAACUCUUCCACUAUUGGCAACAUCAUCUGGUCAGCGAAAAUUUGCUGGCGAUAUAACAACAAUCGAUGAAGACAAUAACGAUACUAAUAUUGAUGAUGAAUUUAAUAUCAAAACUAUUCCAAGAGAGAAUUGUGUUAAAAUUUGGGCUUUUCAUCCAUUAUAA